UUUUCUGUAGAUUAACUAUAACUAGUGAAGUAGGAAGUAGUGAUGGCCGCCAUCCUCCAUGCUAUGACCAGAGAUAUUUUUCUCAAAAGAUAAAAAUAUUGUUUCAAUUAGUAUCAAUUUUUUAUUGUACUGCAUCUUCCUUAUAAUAUUGUAUGUCGUUGUGUUGUUGUUUGUUUUUUCUAUAUAAUUUAAUUGUUCAAUGGAGAUAUUAGCAAAUAGAAAUACUCAGAGAAUUGUGAACGAUAAUACGCAACUACUUGUAUCUCCUGCCAAGGCUGGGUAUAUUGAACGAUUGGAUGAGAAAAUAUUCAUCAAGAAAGGAUUGAAUAUUAUUGGGAGAGAACAUUAUUGCCACAUUGUGAUUCCUAAUGAGGCUCUUUCCUCUAAACAUGCCUUGAUUUAUGUUGAAGAUGAAGACAAACAUUUCGUUUGUGACUUGAAAAGUACUAAUGGAACUAAGGUGAACGAUGAAUUAAUAUCUGAUAAAACAUUUCAUCCCUUGAACGAUGGUGAUACAGUUUCAUUCGGCGGUUAUGAUGUUAUAUACUUCAAGUUGGCCGAAGGCAUUGGUGGAAUACUUGAUAGGAGUACAGAUGGUAUCCAAACGACUUCCACACAAGCAAUUGAAAAUGAUGCUAAAGAUCCUCUGGAUGACUCAUUUGAAUUCCCAUCGGCGAGUGACGUAGAUGGUCUUUUCGAACAAAGUGUAAAUAACUUCACAAUACCUGAGACACCACCAAUUCAAUCAACGCCCAAGAAUUGUGUUACAAAUGGAACACCAGAAUCAUGUACGAACACCUCGAUAAUAAAUGCUGAGCCGGAGGAAAGUGGUGAUGGCAAUGAAAGGGAAGGGGAAGGAUCCACCUGCCAUAAUUCUGAUGCUUCUUUCAAUCUUGUACUGGAAGAUACUUUCAAUUUCAAUAAUAGUGAUAAUGCUGCUACAAAUGUGCAAAAUGAAUUGUGUGAUAAAGUAGAGUAUCAAGCAUUACGAAUUGAGGAAGAAAAUGAUGAAAUAGUAACAGAAGCUAUUGACGCAGAUAAUCAAAUCCCAAUAGAAGAUCUUUGCACCCAAGCGUGUGACAAUGGUGCACCCACUGUCUAUGCUGGGGAACCUCAACAAUCUAUUGGAGCGAAUGAUGAAACCAUGGUUGUUACUCAUGAAGAGGAAAACUCUGAAAUUCUAAAACACUUGGCAAAAGAAGUGGAAAAUCCAGUACCAAUAAAAAAUUCUCAAGAGGCAUUCUCAUCUUCAUCAGAUGAUGAAGAUGAAAGGUUGUUGAAAACUGAUGUUUGUAGUUUACCAGCCACUCAAAUUCUGCAACAGAAAUCAUCGGUAAAACGCUGUACAAGGACGCGAAAACAACAAGAAGAGGCCUUGGAGGAUUCCGUGAAUGCUGACUUGAAUAAGAAUAGAACCGAUUCCUCAGCACUUAAUUCAAAGUCUAAUGAAUCUCCCGAUGAAACGUUGGUAAUUGACGGAGAAAAUAGUAAAAUUAACGAGGAACAUUCUGAAAUUCUGAAACAAUUGGCAAAAGAAGUGGAAGAUCCAGUACCAAUAAAAAAUUGUCAAGAGGCAUUCUCAUCUUCAUCAGAUGAUGAAGAUGGAAGUUUGUUGAAAACUAAUGUUUGUAGUUUACCAGCAACUCAAAUUCUGCAACAGAAAUCAUCUGUGAAACGCUGUUCAAGGACACGAAAACAACAAGAGGCCUUGGAGGAUUCCGUGAAUAAGAAUGGAACCGAUUCCUCAGCGCUUAAUUCAAAGUUUAAUGAAACUCCCGAUGAAAUAGAGGCCGAAACGUUGGUAAUUGACGAAGAAAGUAGUAAAAUGAACAAAUCACCACAAGUAGGUACCGAAAUUGAAGACUUGAGCACUCAGGAAUGUGAACCAAGUGUUUCUAAUAUUUAUGCAGGUGUGCCUCAACCAUGUGUUGGAUCAGCUGAUAACACAAUGUUAGUUGACUUAGAAACUUCUAAUCCAUGUAACCAAUUAGAAUCUAAUUUUAGAAAACCACCAACUCUAAAAGAAGCGCUAGGUUCACCAGCAAAAGAAGAUGAACUUUUUCAAAAUGGUUUAUCAUCAUCUGAUUUGUGUAGUUUACCGGCCACACAAAUUCUUCCAAGGAAACUGGCAGUGAAACUAUGUACAAGGACCCGAAAACAACAAGAAGAGGCCUUAAAAGAUUCCUUGAAUAAGAAUGGAACAGAUGAAACAAUGCCCAUUGAAAUAGGAAAUUCCAAUGACGUUUGCAGUUUACCAGCCACUCAAAUUCUUCCAAAGAAACUGACAGUGAAACUCUGCACAAGGACCCGAAAACAACCAGAAGAGGCCUUGCAGGAUUCCGUGAAUGCCGACUUAAAGAAGAAUGGAACAGAUGCCUCGGUGAAUAAUUCAAAGUCAAAUAGAUAUACUGAUGAAACAGCGGCCGAAACGUUGGUAAUUGACGAAGUAAGUAGAAAAAUUAUCAAAUCACCUCAAGUAGCUUCACAGAUAUCAAUUGAAAACUUGUGCACUCAGGAGUGCGUACCUGGUGUGUCUAAUGUUUAUGCAGGUGUGCCUCAACAAUAUGCUGGAUUUGCUGAUGAGACAAUGCUCUUCGACUUGAAAACUUCCAAUGGUCAUAACCAAUUAGAAUCUAUAAAUGUUGAUUCAUCAACACCACUAAAAGAGAAAGACGGUCAGUCGAAAAUCAGUCAAAUUCAGCCGAAAGACGUUCAUAGUCCACAAAUUCAUUCAAACUCAGUUGAUGAUGAUGAUGAUGAUGAUGUAAGUCUGUUGACAAGUGAGGCCACUCAGUUAUUGCCUAUGAAGACUCAAGUCAAUCGCUGCCCAAGAAAACCUUUCAAGCAUGUUGAUUCAUCAAAAAAUUCCUCAAAUGCUGACUCAAAUUGUAAUAAAGUUGAUGAAUCGGAUAAUUUUGCUAAAAUUGGUUGUGUCAAAGUUGUUCCUGCAAGUAAAAUUAUUGUCCAUGAUGACUCGAGUACAGAUGAUGAUUUGUUUCCUGAGGAUAUGGUUUUAGACAAAAGUUUGAAUCAGCGUCAGCCGAAAAUUUCAGUUGAAAAAGUGAAAACAAUGAACCAACUACAAAAUUGUGUUUCUAAAACUCCAUCUGCCACGAAAAAAACAAAUUGUUUGGAAGAUUUAAAGAAUGAUCUGAUGACUCAACCAAUAAUAUCUUUUGAAUCAAUUAGUCAGAUUCAUAAUUAUCUUUCUAAAUCCCAAUCUUCAAGCGAGGAAAAUAAAUCUGUAGACUUGAAAAAUGACGUGCUGACAGAGUCACCCUUUAAGAAGCCAUCUUCUCACCAAGUCAAAAAGAGUUCUAUUUUCGAAAAUAUAUCUAAGUGUGACCCUGAUGAAAUGAUCUCACCUGCAAAAUCUGAAACUAUCAGCCAGAUCCAGAAUUUUAUUUCUAAAUCAUCUUCGAGAAAGGAAUGUAACUCUUUAGAAGACUUGAAAAAUGACCUCCUAACUCAGCCAAUAUUUCCAAAACCUGGCCCAUCUUCUAACCAAAUCAAGAAGAGUUCUAUUGAAAAUGCAACAAACUUUUCUCCUGAUGAAAUUUCAACGGUAAAAUCAGAAUCUCUGACCCAGAUAAAAGAUUUUGUCUCUAAAAAUGAAAGUCGAACACGAAAAAAAAACCAAACUACUGUGUCAGCUGUUUUGGAAAAUGUCGAGUCUGGUGCCGAUGAGAUACCUGCUUCACCAGGCCGAUCCGAAUCUACGAGCCAGAUUCAGCAGUUUGUCUCAAAAAGUAGAACACGGUCUUUGUCUUCAAGGGAAUCUGUGUGUGAAGCAGAAGCCACCCAAACCAAAGCCAAGAGAACUCGUGUGCCAUCCAGAAAGAUGAAAGAAGCCAAUGAGGAUGCCACAGCCAAAGAGAAGAAGAAAAGAGGAAGACCGAGGAAAGUUGUAAUCGAGGACGACGACUCAUCUCCUGAAAUCGUAAUAACCAGCAAGAAGACAUCGACAAAUAGUAAAAGGAAAGCUGAGGAUGGUUUACUUAGCCCAGAAGCUGACUCCUCAACAUCCAAAUAUCCCAAGUUGGAAGUGACAAAAUCGACAACUAAUCAACCAAACGACGAAAUGGAUUUGGACAUAGCUGACAUGAUUAAAAUGAGGAAGCGCAGUACAUCAAUACGUCCCGGAUCAUUACAUCUUGUUAAACCAAGUCAGAACCAUAAUGUGAUAUUCACUUUCAUAAAAAAGAGUUCAGAUUUGCCAAAUAAGGUAAAAAAAUUAGGUGGAACCAUUGGUACAUCGCCAGCAGAUUGUACUGUUCUUGUGGCAGAGGAGGUAAAAAGGACAGUGAAAUUUCUGUGUGUCGUUGGUCUAGGAAAGCCUAUUGUCGAUCCCAAAUGGGUCCACGACUCAUACCAGGCUAAUUCAUUUCUUGAUCCGAUGAAAUAUGUAUUGAAAGACUUGAAAAAAGAAGCAGAAUUUCAUUUUAAUUUGGAAAAUUCUCUGCAAAAAGCAAAAGAAGAGCCUUUACUAAAAAAAUACUCUGUUUUUGUUACGCCAUCUGUGAAACCACCGCCUUCGGAAAUGAAGGAAAUAAUUGAAAGCUGCGGUGGACGUUUCCUUGACAAUCUUCCAAUAAGAUGGCCUGCCAAUUCCUUGAUCAUAUCCUGCAUAGAGGAUGAAAUUAUUUAUAGUAAAUGGAAGCUGAAGGCCAAACCGUUCAAAAUAUUAGAAGCUGAAGGAUUGAUUAAAGCGAUCCUUCAGCAACAUUUGAAUUUUGACAUUCAUUUAUUAUAAAAUGCAUGAGCAUAAAUAAUAUCACAAACUUGAAUGACCUUGUUCCUUAAAUUAAUGCUAAGGCAGUAGUAUCUGUCGCACAAUUUUCUCUCAUGAUGAUAUGUUUUUAUUAUAGAUACCAAACGUAAAGCGAGAAAUGGAAUGAAUUUUAACGUCUCAAUGAAACUGAGAAAUAAUAAUUGAUAUCCCAGAUUAUUUUCAAAUAUUGUUUUAAAUAUAAUAUGAAUGACUGAAAACUAUGCUCCAAUUUCUCAAAGUAGAAAUAUCACCAUAGCCACCUCUAAUACAAGGCCCCGGCCUACGAUAUUGCAACGUCGCAGUGUAGGCUUAGAAUCUAAUACAUGAUUGGUGAAAAAGAUAUAAAAAAAUACCGCUGAUCUUUUUCACCAAUCAUGUAUUAGAUUCUAGGCCUACACUGCGACGUUGCAAUAUCGUAGGCCGGGGCCUUGUAUUUGAGCCUGUUCACAUGACAGCGAUUUACGCUCGGUUGUCGCGCGGUUGCCAGGUAUAGGGAAACACAUGGUGCCGUACACAUGCAUCGCUCGGUUUUAGUAGUCGCCGGCGAAUCGCGGCGGUUGUAAUCUCAGACUCAACCGAGGGCAAAUCGCUCAUGAAUCGCUGUCAUGUGUACGAGACUGGCAAAUCGAGUGAUUUGACAACCGAGCGUAAGUCGCUGUCAUGUGAACAAGCUCUUAGAGGUGGCUAUGAUAUCACCGAAUGUAUACAAAUUACAUAUUUUACCGCUAGUGAUAUUUAAGUUCCUGACUGAAAAUUUCACUAAAUCUUUUUAAAAGUGAAAAAUGCUUUUUCCUGUUUCAUUCUACCUUUCAGAUUUAUUCUUUAUAAGUUUUCAUUGUAUUAUUGGAAAUUUUUCCAAAUCUUUUUUAUUCCACCGGAAUAGAAAAGAAAACUUUAUUGGCCAUUACGUAAAAAGUACCUAGUUGGAUUAAUUACCUGAAAUAUGAUUGCGGAAUGUCAUAAUUAUGUGUAUAACAUAUGUUUAUUAAUAAUCUAUCCGUGGAUAAUUAUGGUAUGUUUUAGUAUGUAAGUGACAAUAAGAUUACUAUGGAUUUCUUCAUUUCUUAUAUUAAAAGCAGUGUUGCUUUCCUUCCAUUGUUCAAAAUUAAAUUAGCCUAUAGUUGAAUAUUGUACAUAGACUGAUUAGAUUUAUUCUAUAAAUAAGUAUGUUGAACUUUGUAAGAUUCUUAGAAAUCUAAAUCUAUGUAUAUUGUGUAUAGAAAUUUUAUAGCUAUUAUAUGGCUAUCAUUGAUUUUUUAAAUUACCGAGUAAUUGCAUGUGGAAGACAUGUUGUGUAUAAUAUAAUCUUGCUUUUUUCUUUAAAGCUGAAUAUUUUUCAAGAUAUA
Molecule: messenger RNA, 6117 nt
Organism: Nilaparvata lugens (brown planthopper)
Lineage: Eukaryota; Metazoa; Arthropoda; Insecta; Hemiptera; Delphacidae
Exons: 13
Coding region: 200-4753 (1517 amino acids)
Molecular function (GO): protein binding
Source: RefSeq, a predicted model, not a curated record